AAAAUCCAAAGCAAUGAGGACAACAUCUUCAUCAACAAUCAACAUUGUGAGUGACGGUAAAACUGAGAGUGUGAAGAGAACUACAGACGUCUUCACCAACCACACCACAUCACUCCACUUUCUCAGAUCCAACCGUAACAAACACUAACUAGACCGAGUCACUCAGGACUCAGCCAAUGCUAUCACACUCAGCGUCGUAGUCAUGCAGAGCGCAGCCGCAGCGUCAUCGUCGCCGGAGGCCAUUCUCGAAUGGCUGCACAAGGAAAUGGGAUACCGUCCCCUCGGAAACUACGCCGCCGCCGGCAAGUCGCACUUGCCGUCCGUCGAGUCAAUCCGUAAGAUUUGCCGCGGUAACAUGAUUCCGGUCUGGAACUUCCUCGUCACCCGCGCUAAGUCCGAAAAGACGGUACAGAACAUUCGCCGGAACAUCACCGUCCACGGCGGAGACGGCGACGGAUUGGCGAAGGAUGAGGGAAGGGGGAAGGGCGGGAGGAAGAAGGAGAAGGCGCUCGCCGGCGAGGGUUCCGAGACGACGAGGGAGGUUGCGUUGCAGGAGCGCGAUUUGGCGGCGAAGGAGGUGGAGAGGUUGAGGAACGUCGUGAGGAGACAGAGGAAGGAUUUGAGGGCUAGGAUGCUCGAGGUUUCCAGAGAGGAGGCUGAGAGGAAGAGAACGCUCGAUGAACGAGCCAAUUACAGGCAUAAGCAAGUGAUGUUGGAAGCCUAUGAUCGACAAUGUGAUGAAGCUGCGAAGAUAUUCGCUGAAUAUCAUAAACGUCUCUGUUACUAUGUAAAUCAAGCGAGGGAUUCUCAAAAAUCGGGUGUGGAUUCUUCUGUCGAAAUGGCCAAUAGUUUUAGUGCCAAAAGUGAGAAGGAAGCUGUUUAUUCUACUGUUAAGAGCGGUAAAUCUGCAGAUGAUGUCAUUCUUAUUGAAACCACCAGGGAAAAGAGUAUUAGAAAGGCUUGUGAAUCUCUUGUAGCUCACAUGAUUGAAAAAAUUCGGAGUUCUUUUCCUGCUUUUGAAGGAAGUGGCAUUCAUUUAAAUCCACAGGCAGAAACAGCAAAAUUGGGGUUUGACUUUGAUGGGCAAAUUCCUGACGAGGUUAGAACUGUUAUUAUAAAUUGCCUAAAAAGUCCUCCCCAAUUGCUUCAGGCAAUUACAGCAUACACUUUUCGGCUGAAAAGUCUAAUCUCCAGAGAAAUAGACAAAAUUGAUGUUAGAGCUGAUGCAGAGACUUUGAGGUACAAAUAUGAAAAUAACAUAGUUAUGGAUGUUUCUUCUUCUGAUGGGAGCUCUCCUCUACACUAUCAACUUUAUGGCAAUGGAAAGAUUGGGGUUGAUGUGCCUCCAGGAGGGAGUCAAAAUCAGCUUCUUGAAAGACAGAAAGCUCAUGUUCAACAAUUUUUGGCUACCGAAGGUGCACUGAAUAAGGCUGCAGAAGCAAGGGACAUGUGUGAGAAACUUAUGAAACGUCUGCAUGGAGGCACUGAUGUAUCUUCACACUCAAUUGGUAUUGGAAGCACAUCCCAGAAUGUUGGAAGUCUUAGGCAACUUGAGCUAGAUGUUUGGGCCAAGGAAAGAGAAGUUGCUGGUUUAAAGGCAAGCUUAAAUACCUUGAUGUCCGAAAUACAACGUUUGAAUAAAUUGUGUGCUGAGAGGAAAGAAGCAGAAGAUUCUCUAAAAAAAAAGUGGAAAAAGAUUGAGGAAUUUGAUGCUCGUAGAUCAGAACUUGAGACCAUUUAUACAGCACUCCUUAAAGCAAAUAUGGAUGCUGCUUCAUUUUGGAGUCAGCAACCAUUAACUGCAAGGGAGUAUGCUUCUAGCACUAUAAUUCCAGCGUGUGCUGCUGUUGCUGAGACUUCAAAUAGCGCAAAGGAUCUUGUUGAGAAAGAAGUGUCUACCUUUUAUCGAAGUCCAGAUAAUAGCCUCUACAUGCUUCCUUCUUCCCCACAGGCACUGCUUGAGGCCAUGGGCACUAAUGGAUCACCUGGCCAAGAAGCAGUUGCAAAUGCGGAAAUAAAUGCAGCUAUUUUGACAGCAAGAGCAGGUGCUCGGGAUCCGUCAGCAAUUCCAUCAAUAUGUCGCGUUUCAGCUGCACUUCAGUAUCCUGCUGGCUUGGAAGCUUCAGAUGCUGGUCUGGCAUCUGUGCUAGAGUCGCUGGAGUUCUGUUUAAAACUUCGUGGUUCUGAAGCUAGUGUAUUGGAAGAUUUAUUAAAGGCUAUUAAUCUUGUCCAUAUUAGACGGGAUCUUGUUCAAAGUGGUCAUGCCUUGUUGACUCAUGCCUACUGUGUUCAACAGGAAUAUGAAAGGACAACAAGUUUUUCUUUGAAUUUAGCUGCAGAACAAGAGAAAACUAUAAUGGAAACAUGGUUGCCUGAACUUAAGACUGCUGUUUUGAAUGCUCAGCAGAGUUUGGAAGAUUGCAAAUAUGUCAGGGGAUUGCUUGAUGAGUGGUGGGAGCAACCAGCAUCAAUAGUUGUUGACUGGGUAACAGUGGAUGGGCAAAAUGUAGCCGCCUGGCAUAAUCAUGUGAAGCAGCUUCUUGCAUUUUAUGAUAAGGAGCUAUUGUGAAUAGAAUUAUAAAGCAUCUGGUGUGAACAAAAUUUUUUGAAGUCUCGUUUCUUUAAACAUUUCCCACUUUGGGAUCAAUGUCAAAGACUUCAUAUUAUGCACCCUGGAGAUGCUUGCACAGUGGAUACUUUGAGCAGUGAUGUUGAAUGGAGUGUCUUUUCUGAUAAUCUUUUGGGAUAGAAAUAUGGCCGCUGUUGUCUAUAAUUGAUGGAUGAAGAACUUAAGAACAAGAGAGAAAAAUCCUACUUGUUGAUAUUUUACAGAUCCUCCACACCCCAGUAGAGUUCUCUUCAGAAGCGUGAAAUGUAUUAUAUGCAAUUUUUAGAUUUUAGGUGGUGGGUUGGAUUGUUCAUUUUAAUUGGCAGUGAUUGAUGGCAUUGAAUCUUAUGACUUUUGAGGUUUGUAAUUGGAUUUAUUGUCUGUAGCUGAUUGAAGUUGAAAAGAUUUCAGCUUCGUUUACUGAACUCUGGUUUGAUUUGUUGUAUACGCUUAGAAUCGUUUAGGGUAAAACUAGAAUGAGUUUGGUGAGGGUAUGUUAGUGUAGUAUGACUAUUUUCUUUUGUUUUGCAAUCAUAUGUAAUGGUCCUCAAAACCUACGUGAUACAGAUUCAAUGACAAUAUAUUACCUGACAAAAAAAAAAUUACAAUA
Molecule: messenger RNA, 3218 nt
Organism: Abrus precatorius (Indian licorice)
Lineage: Eukaryota; Viridiplantae; Streptophyta; Magnoliopsida; Fabales; Fabaceae
Product: AUGMIN subunit 5
Exons: 10
Coding region: 203-2569 (788 amino acids)
Biological process (GO): spindle assembly
Cellular component (GO): HAUS complex; spindle microtubule
Source: RefSeq, a predicted model, not a curated record